AUGGCUCCGACAUCAAAACAGUUUAACGCCGCUACAAGUAUGAGUCACAAGCCUCAUCAACGACUAUUUCGAGAAAACCAUGUAAAGAAGCAGGCAACGCGUCGACGAGGCCAACGCGAUGGACCGCUCCGACUCCAACUGCGAUUCCUCACCGCGACCGAUCCGUCGUAUUUCAGGAAUGACGAGACGAGACGCAGCGUGCGUUCGCACGCAAUGUCAUAUCACCGGAACAAACCACGGAAAGAGGCUAGGCUACCUGAGGAAUGCUCCGAGGUACCAGCCACAAAAGAGCCUGCUGCCUUAGGAGAACACGUCCUACAGAAUGGCCGCAAUCAUGGAAAUGCAUCGGUGGAACUGGAAGAUAGCCUGCAACAGCAGCACGGAAAUGAAACGAGCCCAAUUACACGUCGGCAUGCUCACGACAGCAUCACACUUGAACACAUGCCACGAUCUAACCGACAGCUGUCCGCCACACGCGCCCUGCUGACGUUGACUAGCCCCAAGGCCAAUUCAAACGACUGUGACUAUGUUGAGAGUCAAGAAGAGCGCAUACUACGUCUUUUCACGGCCCAAGUAACUACAAUGUGCCAGAUUGGAGAUGGCGUUGAUCCUUUCCGUGCGCUACCAAGCUUCAGAAAUCCGGAGGUCAACUCGCUCUUCCUCAAGCGUCAUUGCAUCCGGACAUUUGCAAGUGAUUCGUUUCACGUCAAAUGGCUCCCCGUCAUGCUUUCUGAUCGCGAAGUCAUGCUCAGUUCUGCAAUCUUAGCUUCCGUUUGGCUAGACAUGCACUCGGAGAUUCCAGACGAAAGCAAGCAAACCCGCUUGCUAAAGGACGAGAUUAUCGGUAUGGUUAAUAAGCGGCUGCGAAAGAAAAGCACUCGUUCGUCAGAUUCAACAAUCAUGGUCGUACUUCACUUGCUCAUGGGUGAGAUAUCGGGCUCCAAUGAGAAGGCGCUUCGUGUACACGAGCGGGGUAUUGCAGAGUUACUUCAGCAUCGUGGUGGGCUACAAUGUUUGGGCAACGAAAUCUUGGCAGAGACAUGCACUGCGGUCUGCUAUCACGGUGACUUGAUCUGCGAAGCCGAACCUCUACCUGAUCUCGCCACUGAUCUACCAGUCGUAAACCCACCGACUAUUGAUGGUGUUGAAAUACCCGAGUCGCCUAUAUUCUGCCCUAGAACACAGUUUACGACAAUCGCUAGUGACUCGCAUUGCUCGACUUCGACGCGUGAUUUACUUCGAGACAUGCGGGACUUGACAGAUCUCUUCAUUUCUCAAGAAGCCGCACCUGAGACUGUUCACAACACUUGCAAGAUAGAUGCCGCCUACUGGGAACAGCGAGACGCCGAAUACAGUAGCAGAAUCAUUGCGAUACGCAAGCGCUUGACUAGGCUCCCCUCAGCACAUGUUCCAGACCUCCCCACUUCCAAUGACUGGAUUUUCGAGGCCUGCCGUAUUACCGCGCUUAUCUAUACCGCUUCCGUUAUGUUACUUCUACCUUUCUCUACUACUGCUGACCCAUGCCGAAACCCCCUAGUGUCAGAGUCGGAAGCGUUCAACUGUCCGGGAUCCGGCGCGAGCUAUCUCAAUACCCACUUGAGCGAAGCAUUGUUCAAAGCACUACGUCGUACUGCUGUUGCAGAUGUAUGGGACAAGAUGUCUGGUGUUUUGUACUGGGUAAGUACUGUUGGCGCUGCAGCAACUCGUUCGUCCGUUGGAGAUGAUGUAGAUGCCAAAUGGGUCCGACGAUAUCUUGUGAUUUACUCGACACGCACCAUGGUCAAGCUGGUCUUUGAUCAUGCGAAACCCAUUGUGGUGUCACAGAAGAAGCUUCUCAAGAUACAGCAGCUCAUCAGCAGACACGAUGGUCGUGGUGUGGAAAACGUCACUUAG
Bipolaris oryzae ATCC 44560 is the source of this 1893-nucleotide messenger RNA. RefSeq lists its product as uncharacterized. The record is from RefSeq and is a predicted model, not a curated record. The transcript is spliced from 4 exons. The coding region runs from base 1 to 1893 and encodes 630 amino acids. Lineage: Eukaryota; Fungi; Ascomycota; Dothideomycetes; Pleosporales; Pleosporaceae.